CGGAGCUUGCUGAUGCCAUUCGACUCGGUGUUCGAUGCGGGGAUGAAGUCCUCGUUGACCAGCGCACAGUUCUCCUCCCUACGAGCUACUGUAGCGCGCAACUUUUAGUGUCCGCUGUUCGUGCAGUCUGCGGAUUUAUCCAGAGAACAAACCAGACAUUUUACCCCCAGUUGCAGUCUUUUUCCCCCUGUUAAUCCAGACCGAGCUAGACGUGUCUGCACAGUACCCCCACCACCUUUCGGGUGCAGCAAAAUAGUCUGUCUGGUGCUUUAACGGGAAGAAAAACAACAACAUCAGCACACUUUUGUUGGACUGUUUUGCCAAACAUGACGAGAACAUGUGGAAGUAGGUGUGAACCGACCGGUGAUGAGGAUUAUCUCCGCAACUAACACGCAUGCAGUGAGGCGCCCUGGUUGCGGAUUCAGCCUGUGCUCGGUCACCGAGUCGAGGGGGAGACAUUGGGAGAAGUCGCGUGGAGCACAAAGAGCUUUUUAAAGCCGAGGACACAACAAGUUUGGACCAUGCACCAGCUGUGCUGACAGAGGAGGCUAGGAGAGGAGGUGAAACACUGACUGUUGUUGUUUUUUUUAUAUCCACACUUUCAUCACAACACAAAGUUGGGCAAUUCAGAGAAGUUUCCAGUCUGUGUGCGACCAGUUAAACGUCACUAUCGACUGACACUUCACUUAGCCAAAGUGUUGUUUUAUUUAUUUAUUUGUUUACUGCAGUGUUUUUGACCACAGUGUGAGGCUCUCUGAACUGAAGUCCACUUUAAAUGCGGACUGGUUUGCGGCCAGUGAGUGCACAGCCGUGCCACUUUAUUUCUAAUUGGAGACAAAGCGGAAGAACAGAGAACAGGUUAAUUGUUCACCUUUUGGUACCAGCACCAUGGAGCUGACAUACAGGAGCGUUGUGCUGCUGGGGUGCGUCUUCCUUGACUGGACUCUCCUGGCUUCUGCAGAGGAAGAGGUCCUGAUGAACACGAAAACGGAGACUUCUGAUCUCAAAUGGACCAUCUUCUCACACGCCAAACCCGCGUGGGAGGAGCUAAGCGGUUUAGAUGAGGAGAACAACAGCGUGAGGAUCUACCAGAUCUGUCAGACUGACAGCUCAUCCAGCCAUUGGCUGCGCAGCGGCUUCAUCCAGCGACGAGGAGCGUCUCAGGCUUACGUGGAGCUGCGAUUCACCAUGAUGGAGUGUUCCUCCAGGAGCACCCACCACCGCAGCUGUAAGGAGACCUUCAACCUGUACUAUUACCAGGCCGACUCCAACGAGGCCACGCCCUCUUACCCGCCCUGGAUGGAGAACCCGUACACCAAGGUGGACACAGUGGCUGCAGACUUUCUCCUGAGGAAGGGUGGGGAGCGGAAAUUCAAUGUGAAGACCUUACGAUUCGGCCCGCUGUCAAUGAGAGGCUUCUACUUGGCUUUUCAGGCUCAGGGCGCCAGCAUGGCCCUGCUGUCCGUCAGGGUGUUCUUCAAAAAGUGCCCCCCCCUGGUCAGUGCUCUUUCCUCUUUCUCCGAGACGGUGCCCCGCACUCUGGUGCAAGAGGCGCAGGGUGUGUGUGUGGAGCACGCCUCCCAGCAGGGGCCUCGACCUCGGCCGCCAAAGCUCUUCUGCGGGGAGGACGGCCAGUGGGUGGGCCAGCCGACGACCUCCUGCGCCUGCCUACCAGGAUAUGAGCCCUCUGAAGGACACACUAUAUGCACAGCUUGUCCUGUUGGUCAGUUCAAGUCGGCCUCGGAGGGACAGUGCACAGGCUGUCCGGGAUUCAGCCACGCCGCCGUCGGAGGAGCGUCGGUGUGUGCCUGCCGCUCCGGAUACUUACGUGCAGAGUCCGACUCUGCCGACACCCCGUGCACUAGACCUCCCUCGGCUCCGCGCAGCAUCGUCACCCAGAUCAACGACACCACGCUCAGUCUGGCGUGGAACGAACCUCUGGACAGCGGCGGCAGAACGGACCUGAGCUACGCCGUCGGGUGCUCUGUGUGCAGGUCUCCCAAGGGGCAGUGCCUCUCCUGCGGGGACAGCGUCAGCUACCGGCCCGCGCAGCACGGCCUGCUGGGACGCAGGGUGGAGGUGUGGGGCAUGCUGCCUCAAACCACAUACACUUUCACAAUCCAGACCCUCAACGGGGUGUCUCCGGUUAGCGGCAAAGACCCCGCCAGUGAAAAUGUCAACAUCACCACGAGCCACGACGUGCCCUCGCUGGUGUCUGUGAUUCGGAAGAGUGACUCCACAGAGAGCAGUCUGACUCUGCACUGGUCAGUCCCAGCUCAGCCUCACUACACCAUCCUGCAAUAUCAGCUACGCUACUGUGAGAAGGAGCGACGUAACGAGGAUCAGUGCCACUACGCAGAGAGUACCAGAAACCAGGCCGUGCUGACGGACCUCCGCAGGGCCACUCAGUACGAGGUGCAGGUCCGAGCGCGCACCGUGGCCGGUUAUGGCAGCUUCAGUCCUGCAGCCAUGUUCCACACUCUGCCUGACGGUCUCGACUCUGCCGCCCAGUUCCUAGUACCUGGCAUCCUUAUCGCUGUGGGGAUGUUGCUGCUUGUCACUUUCGUCUUAGUGGCCGCCUACUGCAUCCGCAGACACAGCCGGGUAAAGGAUCCAGAGCUGAGCGACAAAAACAACCAGUACCUUAUUGGCCAAGGGGUCAAGGUUUACAUCGACCCCUUCACCUAUGAGGACCCUAAUGAGGCCGUGCGAGAAUUUGCCAAGGAAAUUGAUGUUUCCUUUGUCAAGAUCGAGGAGGUUAUCGGUGCUGGAGAGUUUGGGGAGGUGUGUCGCGGGCGGCUGAAGGUCCCGGGGAAAAAAGAAAACUACGUGGCCAUCAAGACACUAAAGGGAGGCUUCACUGACAAGCAGAGGCGGGACUUCCUUUCUGAAGCGUCCAUCAUGGGUCAGUUCCAGCACCCCAACAUCAUCCACCUGGAGGGGAUCAUCACAGCCAGCUGUCCGGUUAUGAUCCUCACAGAGUUUAUGGAGAACGGAGCUCUGGACUCGUUUCUACGGCUGAACGACAGCCAGUUCACUCCCAUCCAGCUGGUGGGGAUGCUGCGCGGCAUCGCCUCUGGCAUGAAGUACCUGGCGGAGAUGAGCUACGUCCACCGAGACCUGGCUGCCCGCAACAUCCUGAUCAACAGCAACCUCGUGUGCAAGGUGUCCGACUUCGGCUUGUCGCGCUUCCUCCAGGAGAACUCAUCUGACCCGACUUACACCAGCUCCCUGGGAGGUAAGAUCCCAAUACGCUGGACAGCACCAGAGGCGAUAGCCUUCAGAAAGUUUACUUCAGCCUCAGAUGUGUGGAGCUAUGGCAUUGUCAUGUGGGAGGUCAUGUCUUUUGGAGAGAGACCGUAUUGGGACAUGAGCAACCAGGAUGUUAUCAAUGCCAUAGAGCAGGACUACCGGCUGCCACCACCCCCUGACUGCCCCACCCAUCUGCACCAGCUGAUGCUGGACUGCUGGCAGAAGGACCGCUCGGCGCGCCCUCGCUUCUCCGACCUCGUCAGUGCCCUCGAUAAGCUCAUCCGCAACCCCGCCUCGCUGAAAAUAGUGGCUCAAGAAGGAGCGGGGCCGUCUUACCCCCUGCUGGACCAGCGUGCACCUUUAGCCCUCUCGUCGUGCGCUUCAGUGGGGGAAUGGCUUCGGGCCAUCAAGAUGGAGCGCUACGAAGACAGCUUCUUGCAGGCCGGCUUCAACUCAGUGGACCAGCUGGCCCAGAUCACCACACAGGAUCUGCUGCACAUGGGAGUGACUUUGGCUGGGCACCAGAGGAAAAUCCUUUCCAGCAUCCAGACAAUGACCUUUCGGAACAAGAGCACUGCGACUGUCACCUUCUAGCUCACCUCGUUUAGUAACCUGGACGUGAACACCAGCACACCAGUGCGGCCGUGUACUCUGAGCACUCUGGAUGCUUAUCCCUGUGACCCCACUUUGAACACGGACUUCAAGGGAAAUCAGCAGAAUUUACCUAUGACCAAAAAAUAAUUCAAAAAAUGAACGACUCAAGAUGACAUUCCCAUCCGAAAGAGAGAGCUGUCCGGAGACGGGCAUGUCCCUGACAAGCACAGUGACCAUGGGGACAAAGUUGCUGUUGUGCAGACUUGACUCUGCCUCAUUUUUUUGCGGUCAGUGUUUUUGUAUCUACGUGAAUUAAGGACCCAAUUAUUGUGCUAAACCAAGAGGAGAGACUGAUCAGAAUUUACAAUGUUUCUGUUGUAUCAUGUCAUUUUGGAAACUGGCAGUGGACCGGUUUGUUGUCCCAGUAAAAAGUCACUUUACCGAAGGAGACAAAAAGAAAUGCCAGUGACAAUCCAAGGUUUUCAUUUUUCAUAUUGUUGUAAUUAUGAGAGAACUGCUUUCACCUGGGUGUCUUGCAUUUAAUCCAUCUGGAUUACAUUACUACACGGACAUUUUUUUCACAUUGAGAUGGAACAUUUUAACAGUUGGAUUUUUACUUCUUUGUUUCUGUUUGAUUUCAACAUUACCUCUUUCCUCAGGUGUGAUGUGUAAUGCAAACUUGGGAGAGCGCUGUACUCGUUCGUCCUAAUCAGACUUCUUUCAUCUUCUUUCUCUUCAUCGGCUCCGCAGCAUGUGAGAAGAGAGACACUGAGACAUAUCAGCGCUUUUGUCAUUUCAGAGUGAAUUGUAAUCUUCAGUAACUCCAUGUGUUUCUCUUGGAGUGGUUGGUUAUUUGCUACUGCCUCUGUUUUCUGCCGGCAGCUCAGUUUCAUUAUAAUCUGAAAAUACUGACUGAACAAGGACCAAGUGGACCCAGAGACCAGAGAACACUGUAGAAUUGGGUUUCAUUGUAGAAGUUUACCCAAGGGAAGCUAUCUGGCCUCAAACUUGUUUUUCUUAAAUAUAACUGAUGCAUUUUUAAUUAUCUUAUUCUGUAUUCUCCAUCUUCCAGUGCCAUUCAGUCGUCUUUGUGGACUUAAAUGCCAAUUUUAUAUAGCAGAAAUCUCUCAUGAGUGAUUAUUGUUUCAUUAAAAUGUAUCUCAAAGGGUAACUUUGACAUUUUGAAGUAUUAUGUUCCUUCAUGCUGGUUGUGUAGUUGGUAAAUUGUUUCUGCCGUUGCCUCAAAGCUAUUCAAAAUGAGUCUCUUGAAAUUCUUAACGUUUUGCAUUGAAGACAAUCUACAGCUACCAGCUAAGCUAACAUGCUAGCUUGUAGCCAGUAGUAUCCAUUGGUUUCUGAUUGGUGCGCUAACAACACUGUUGAGCCGCUGUUUGAUUAGCACAGCAGCCCCCCCCCCCUCACAUUAUUACAAGUGCUUGAAGAAGAAUAACAGACUGGAGUUCAAAAUGUCAAAGUAUUGCUCAAAGAUCUCUCGAAGGAUAAUACCAAUCAUUUUGGCAAGUCGUAUAUCAUUUUCCUGCAGUGAAUCAGGAAAAUGAAGUUAAAACGGCUGCUAAAACAAAUUCAAAUAUGUUCAACACAACAUGGUAUAAUUGCUUUUUCUAAAUGCUUUUUACCUUAGUGCCAUUGAGCACUUAUAUGAUUUUUCAAUUGGCAAUUUGGGUUUUCCUCUUCCUUGGACUUUAACAUGGCAUUUCUAUCAUAUGCGAUAAUUAUCCCGGGUUUCAAGAGGCUUAAAGUGCAAUUUAUACACAUUCAAAAUCCAUUCAAAUGUGAUGAUUAACAUAAAUUGAAUUCGGAUUGAUUCACACCAAACCUUGGGUGGUAGUAAUGGCCACACUCUGAGGUACACUUGAAAAAGUGUGGUUGGUGAUACCAUAAAAUCAUCCACCCUCUUAAUUAACAUAAAUGAAUGUCACAGGCCCAUAAUCAAAAUCACUGGUAUUGUCACGCCAGAGUCUGAGAGAUUCAUUUAAGGAGUGUGAGCAAUGUGGUCUUCAUAUUGAAGAUCUCAAUAAAAUCCACUUUUCAAUGAUGAAUAGAUAAAGUAUGUUUUGAUUACUGUCCUGUGUGUAGGCUAAUCUGUAUUCAGUAUUCAUAAUAAAGACACACACCGGUG
This is a messenger RNA of Anarrhichthys ocellatus (wolf-eel), 5986 nucleotides long. It is a transcript of the gene ephb4a, whose product is annotated as eph receptor B4a. Bases 889 to 3846 code for a protein of 985 amino acids. The transcript has 17 exons. Gene Ontology annotation, molecular function: transmembrane-ephrin receptor activity; protein binding; ATP binding. The record is from RefSeq and is a predicted model, not a curated record. Gene Ontology annotation, cellular component: dendrite; plasma membrane. Gene Ontology annotation, biological process: protein phosphorylation; ephrin receptor signaling pathway; axon guidance. NCBI's taxonomy places the organism in Eukaryota, Metazoa, Chordata, Actinopteri, Perciformes, Anarhichadidae.